This is a messenger RNA of Penicillium samsonianum, 1224 nucleotides long. RefSeq lists its product as uncharacterized. NCBI's taxonomy places the organism in Eukaryota, Fungi, Ascomycota, Eurotiomycetes, Eurotiales, Aspergillaceae. Gene Ontology annotation, molecular function: 2 iron, 2 sulfur cluster binding. The coding region runs from base 1 to 1224 and encodes 407 amino acids. The transcript has 3 exons. The record is from RefSeq and is a predicted model, not a curated record.
AUGGUGGAGCAGCAUCGGGUCUCAUGCAAUGUGUGUUAUCAAUGUGGUGACCUCGAUGGCUCUCGGGAAGAGGGCCAUGUGUGCCGUGCGAUCAAAUGCUCCAAUUGCAGACAACGAGUCGAGUGCGAUGAGUUUCCCCAGCAUGUUCUUGUCUGCAAGGUUGCCAUUUGCAGUACGUGCAGCCGACAGUUUGCUGAUGCAGACGCGCUUGGGGAGCACCAAACUGUUGGUUGUGUUGAACGAUCCCGGCAGCCCUCGGCUGUUAGCCCGCAGAGUAUGUCUAUGGGUAUCUGGAAGACAGAGGGACCUAAGCAUCUGGCUCAAGGCCACAGCGUUGACUGGCUGCAUGCGAGCUUUCCACUAACGCCCGAAAUCCAUCGAGUGAUGAAGGCUUGGGGGGACAGUCCUCAUACGGUGGCCAUUGGCGAUUUUGAGUAUCUUCCGCAAUAUCAAAACAUUCUCAAGCAUCAGUCCAUCAUGGAGUUUUCCCUGGCGAACGCCAAGGGAGAGUGGAUCGUCCGUAAAACACCUAUUAACCAUGAAAUGAGUAUAGGGGAAUGUGCUGCCCUGCUUUGCUCCGUCUAUGAUCAACAGCAAGGAACGGGCUCAAAGGUGCAGCGGCCAGAUUUCGGAAUGACCAUGGCCGUUUUGAGAAACGCGUACGGUCCCGGGGACUGGACACGACAGACACCAGGGCUCACUUGGGCAGAAAUUGCCGAUGUGAUCGAAUCCUACGUUGAAGAAAAUGGGAGACUGGAGAUCUUCCUUGAAUGGGGAGCAACUAACGGUGAUUACCAGUGUCUGAACCAUGGCCUUGGGUCUGUUGGGAAGGGUCACCUCAUUCCGCCACAACCCAAAUGGCCUGAACGGCCAUUGGCAUGGUUCUCGGCCGUACGUAAAACCCUCGGUUACACCGCUGCGGACGCUCCGCUCGCAUUAGGGCACCUAUACCGUGCCAUAUUCCCCGAGGACGCUGAGCUUGUCAAACGGUGGCAUAGCUCGGACGUCGACACGCAGAUGCUAUGCGAUGACGAUGAGUGCGAUGACGAAGAAGACAGAUGGGCCCAGUUGUUUUACGAGGAGAUGUGUGACGUGGACGAUGAACCAUGCGAGGGGAAUGAGGAAGGUGAGGAAGACGAGGAAGAUGAGGAAGAUGAGGACGAGGAUGAGGCAGAUGAGGAAGAUGAAGAUAAAGAGGAAGAUCAGGUGGAAGAUAUGCCCUGA